GCCUGUGAUGUCAUCAAUACGCGACUUAGCCGCACAUGGCUGCCCGGUGAAGUUUUGACAACACUUUCUAAGAAGGUCAGCAUGGCCAGGCAGUGGUCUGAAGGCCACUCCUCAUCCAUCCUGUGUGUUGGGGCGUCUUCAGGCCUCGAGGGUCUCCUUGCCUCGGGCUCUGAGGGCGGAGAGGUCACGGUCUGGAGCCAAGAGGGAACCAUCGUAGGCCGUGUCACACUCCCUGGUGAAGACGACUGCACGAGUGUUGUGUUUGGACCUGCUGCUCCAGGUCAGCUGUACGUGUCGCAUGGAGAUGCCGUCAGCGUGCUGGACCCUCGAAACCUGAAGGGCCCCGUGGAGGAGUUUCAUGGAGCAGGAGAAGAGGAGAUCAAUGCUUUGACAGUAAAUGAGACGGGGUCAGCCCUGGCGGUGGCUGAUGACUCUGGAGCGGUUCGGGUACUGGAGCUUCCCGGGGGAAAAGUGUGCAGGACUCUUCGUAGACACACUAACAUCUGCUCCUCUGUGGCUUUUAGACCGCAGAGGCCCAAUAACCUUCUGUCUGCUGGACUGGACAUGCAGGUGAUGCUGUGGGGUCUGCAGAAGACACGCCCUCUUUGGAUAUUAAACCUCCAGGAUGUAGCAGAGGAAGAAGAUGAUCAGCAGCAGCAGCAGCGUCCUGGCCAGCUGUUCAACCCGCCUCUGGUCCACUGUGUUUCUGUGGCCAGUUGUGGGAACAUUGUGGGCUGCGCUGCAGAGGAUGGACGUGUGCAUCUGAUGCGGAUUGGCAGUGGAUCUAAACUGGAACAGCAGGGAGCAGUUAAAGCCCACAGCCAGGGGGCCUCACAAGCUCACUUUGCGAGUUUCCUUUCCCAUCCUUACUGGCUCGUUACCGGGGGGAAUGAUGGCCAGGUCGUCCUCUGGGAGCUCAGUAAGCACCCAGUAGUGUCUCUGGAAGUAAAGGCCAGCGCCCCAGCAGCUCCUCGCAGGAAGGGUAAAAGCAAAGCCAAGAGGAAAGAACAAUCCCGGGACAAAGCAAAGACCCCGCCAAAGGGUGAGACUGAGAGGGAAGAAGCUGAGGGGGAGGAUGAAGUGGCAGAGGCAGCAGCAGCAGGAGCAGAGGAAGAGACGGAGAAGUCUGGGCUCAAACUCAGCAUCAGUCACGGGGACAAGGUGAACUGGUUGUGCCCCGUUGUACUGAAAGGAGAACCCAGCGUGGUGGUCGCAGAUCAGAGCUCCAGUCUGACAGUCUACCCUCUGUCCCCAAUGUAGAGUUAUUCUCUGCACAACAUGCUCUGGUCUAUUUAAUUUGCCUUAUUAUUAGUUUACAAGCUUGUUAGAUCAGCAAACACUCCUCUAUAUUUCAUCCUGUUAGAAAUGGUAACCUAAUUAUUUGGACUUUGAUCUUCUUAUUGGCAUCAUGUUGUCACACGAGGUUUAUCUCUCUUAUAAUAAAACUUUGAUUGUGCAGGCAGAAACCCACAUUAACGGCUGUUUUAAACCAGUAACCCUCACUGAAGCAUACAAAGGUUACAAAAGUCUCAUUUGUCUUGAGUUUUUACACAAUACGCAACACAGUUUAUGCGUAACUGUUCAUGGGGGUGCUAUUUAAAUGCGAGCUCUACUUAUUAAAUGUGGUUAAUAAGGGCUUUUAAAUGUGUGUGUGUGUGGGGUCCUAUAGUCCUUUGAAAUGUGUUUCACUGAAUGCAUUUUUGAAGGACUGCCAAACCACCACACAAGAGAAAAGAGAAUCUACUUAAUCCAAAUGAGACAGACAGAAUUUUAAUCAAGUUCUUAGCUAUUCACAAAGCAUUUAUCAGGCUUGAGACACGUGAAGCAUCUUAAAGACAGCCACAUGUCUACGUUUCAUAGACAGACACAGUCCAGAUUUCAAUCUGUAUGUGUUGAUGAUUGAAACAUGCUUGCUGCUUGUUUAUCCUCACAAGCUUAAUGUGUUACCCAUGGGGGCAAGUGCAUGUUUUGAAGGGGGAAAAAAAAGGAACAUUGUGCUUAUUAAUCAAUUUGCGUCAUCAAAAACUUUUAUAUUGUCAAUUUUCAAACAAGCCAGACAAGUACAAACAUACACGAAAUCCUAAAUCCAUACAUUCAAUGCAAAUGCAUUGUAUUCACGCAACACUUUCAGACAAAGUUCUUUCUUACAGAUAGGCAGAAAACUCUCUUAAUACCAGAAGAAAAAAAAAAAAGGCACAUGGCUGACUUCAAUAAAUGCAAUUCCCUAUCUCUCGGCUAUCCGUCUUAUCAAGCAGCUUGUAAAUCACGCUAGCUUAAAUUUAAAACAGAAAUGUUGAAACUCUUGUGACCUCUUCAAUGAUUUAAAUUGAAUUUAUGAACAGCAAUUGUUGUAGUUGAUGAAAAUAAUUUAAACUAUAUAUAUUUUCCAAAAAUGCC
Molecule: messenger RNA, 2397 nt
Organism: Labrus bergylta (ballan wrasse)
Lineage: Eukaryota; Metazoa; Chordata; Actinopteri; Labriformes; Labridae
Source: RefSeq, a predicted model, not a curated record